Messenger RNA from Penaeus indicus, 1431 nucleotides. RefSeq names its product innexin inx3-like. The record is from RefSeq and is a predicted model, not a curated record. Gene Ontology annotation, molecular function: gap junction channel activity. Gene Ontology annotation, biological process: phototransduction. NCBI's taxonomy places the organism in Eukaryota, Metazoa, Arthropoda, Malacostraca, Decapoda, Penaeidae. The transcript has 7 exons. Gene Ontology annotation, cellular component: gap junction; plasma membrane. The coding region runs from base 124 to 1272 and encodes 382 amino acids.
GCCAAGGAGAGCCAGUGCCGCGCUGACCAACGGCUAGCAAGGAGACGUGCGGAGUGCCAGUGGGAGGUUUCUUGCCUCGGCUGCGUUACUGUUCAUUGAACUGAUUCUUGGCAGGGCUUCAGGAUGGUAUUAGGCAUCGUGGGCGCCCUCGCAGGCCUGGUGAAGGUAAGGUACUCCCAUACCUACGUGGACAGCCUGGUCUUCCGCUUCCACUACCACUGGACUUCAGCUUUCUGCUUCCUGGCCUGUGUUUUCGUCACGGCGGCGGACUUCGUUGGGGAUUCGAUUCUGUGUUUGAACGGGUUCGAUGAAGCGCCCAAGCCUGUUACGACCUACUGUUGGGUGGAGUCCACUUUCACCAUCAACUCUACAAAGCCUGGUUUCGGGGGCCUCGGCAACUACAACCCUAAGGCCCACGAGAAAAGGAUCCACGGCUAUUACCAGUGGGUCCCGCACGUCCUCUUUCUACAGGGCAUCCUCUUCUACCUUCCUCACUUAGUCUGGAAGAGCUAUGAAGGAAAGCAAGUGGACCAGCUCUUGCAGGGUCUCAACAAGAGCCUUUUUGACGAUGACGAAGAGCAAAAGAAGAAGAAUAUCGUGGAGUAUCUCUCUGAAUCGUGGGGUCUGAACAACCGGUAUGCCUUUGGUUAUCUUGCGUGUGAGGUCCUCAACUUCGCCAACGUGCUGGGCCAGAUGUUCCUCAUGGACCGUUUCCUGGGCGGCUUCUUCAUGAAUUAUGGGACGAAGGUGAUUCAGUUUCUGGCUUCCGACGACAAGAUGCGAACGGACGCCCUGUACGAGGCUUUCCCCCGCCAGACCAAGUGCAUGUUCCACAAGUACGGAGCUACGGGGACUAUCGAGAGGUUGGAUUUCCUGUGCAUUCUCCCUCAGAAUAUUGUUAACGAGAAGGUGUUCCUCGUCAUGUGGUUUUGGUUCGUCGUUCUCGUCACACUCACGGCGAUACAGCUGAUCUGGCAGCUGCUAGUCCUGUACAGCCCCCUUCUGCGCCUCCGCCUGAUAGAGAGCCACAUCAAGGGCAAGCUCUCCCCCAGGGCCGAGCAGGUGAUCCGGGGCAUGCACGCAGGGGACUUCUGCCUUCUGGAAGCCCUGGGCCGCAACCUGAACCCCCUGGCCUUCAGGGACGUCCUCCACGGAAGCACCGAGGCAGGACAUCGGUACCUGGCCAGCGCCCCGGGUCUUGGCACGUAUCGGCCGCGCGACGCCACCGCCCCCAACGUUGAGAGACUCUACCCGACGCUGCCCCAUAGCUAGGGGGGUGGGAAUGGGCGUGGAUGUGGGCUGGUGGGUGGUUGAUGGGGGCGGGGACAAUGGGCGUGGGUUGUGUGUUGAGUGUGUGUGUUAAAGUGUUUUUUGUAGUCUCGUUUCGUCUAAGCAUAUUUGUAGCUCAGUUAAUAAAGAUUCUAUAUAGAA